AGGCGACGCAGUAACUCAAGCCGCGGCAUAGGAGGCUGCCGCUCACCCCGCCAGUGCCGCGCGGCCUCGCUCACUCGCCGCCCAGCCCCGCGCCAUGGUCCACGCGCUGCUGCUCGUGGGUGCGGUGCCUCUCGGCCUCCUCGACACCGCCCGACUCGACCCAGACCUUGCUGCUCCUGGCGCCACCCCCGCCACCGCCACGGACGACACAGCCUCCACAGCACACAGCAUGAACUGGCGCGCCCUUCUCGAACGGCUCGGAACACCACAGCUUCCCGACAUCAUCCUGAGCAACUCACAGCACCCAGCCAACCAUGCCAAGCACAAACCAGACAUCCUGCUCGCCGACCCUGCCUCACCCGGAGCAGCAGAAGCCAACACGCCCUCAGAGGUGAAAGUCGAAGUCCCCUCCUCCUCCUCCUCCUCCUCCUCGAGUCCCAGUCAAGAAGCCAUCAAGUCCCAGAGCAGUGAGGGUCGGCUGCCUCUCGCUGAUUGGUUGCGUGAGGCUUUGAGUGUCCUGCGGCAUAAGAACGAGGACAAGGAGGAGGAAGAAGAGGACGAGAGGGACGGAGCGGUCGGCAGCGAGGAGUGGCGGGAGGCUGGUGUGUUGCUGCGGAAGAUUGGUGACUUGCUGGACGGCUGCAGUACGUGGAGUGGCAGGGGAAGGAUGACCUCCGCAGCCCUCAGCUUCCUCUGGCGCGCCCCCUCGCCUGCUGCUGCUGCUGUUGCUGCUGCCUCGCCGCCUCUGUCUUCGGUCUGCUCACGUGGCGGCUCCUGCUGUGGUGCCGCUAACCGCCUGGCUGAGGGAGGACGUCCACUCGCACCUUCAGCAGAUGGCAGUCUCCUCAUGCAGCCAACUCCUCCUCCUCCUCCUCCUCUUCCUGCUCCUCCUCUUCCUCGUCAGCAGCUCUGCCGCCGACCCUUCCUGCACCACGUGUAGGCCACAGUCCACGCGUGUAGUCUGUUCCCCGCGCGUCACUGCCCGCCAGUCGUCACUGCCCUCACGUCUUUCAUUACGCCCUAAGGACACCGUUCACGCCGAGGGAGAAAAGCGACGUUUAGGUCUAGCUCUUACCCGCAAAGUAAAAACAUUUCAACGCCACUUUAGGACGACCGCAUCGAGGCCUGACGGGAGCCAUGGGUUAGCGAGAACACUUCACCAGACAGACAAGCAAAACAAAAUUCCCAGUGAACGCCGUGCGAUGUGCGGGUUCCCUCCUCCCAUCACCCUCAGCACAGCGUGUCUGGGCGGCCCGCGACCCACACACGUGCGUCGCCGCCUGAAACAUUAAAGUGCCCGCCGCGUGCUGUGUUGUUGCAUCAGAGACAGCACAAAACCGCCGCGCCCCGCCCCACCCCGCCACAGCCUGCGACCUGCGCCACGACACCCGCAGGAGGCAGGUUGUGGUGUUCGUCGCGGCCCAGACACUCUCUUGCCCCUUCACUCCGAAUCGCCCCGCCCCACGUAAGGCACCAGCUCCUUUUAUCGUCUUUAAGUUGAACCAUUUAUUUGUUUCCCAGUGGUUCCCCGCGCCGCUCCUCCCACCCACGGCACAGAAGCGAGCUGUCUCCCGCCCACGCCCACGCUGCCCACCCACGUACUGUAGUCUGGUAUAGCGAACAUUUGUUAAGAUUCUUGAUAAACUUUAUAUGAUAGAGUUAUUGGAUACUUUAGAUUAACGGCGGUCUACGUGUGCUACCCUCCCCCCUCUCCCCAACAGUCCACGCCCCGCCAACCACCCCCAUCGACCACCACUCCGCCACACACAUGCUGGUGGGGGUGGGCGCUCCUCAAACCCACACUGAGUAGACUCCAGCAAACCAAAUCCUGCCCAUGUACUGUAAGCCGUCGCUCCUUCCCUCUCCUCCCCUCCCAAAGACCUCACAGUCUAGUCAGCGUUCUGUGUAGGAACGUGACGGUCACUUAGUGUUUCCAAGUACACGAGCUCAAUGUAUCUGCUCAACGCCUUGCUCAUUCACCACACAGAUGCCAGGAACGGAAGCUUUGAAGAGGCGACAAGACCUUAUCAGUAGCUGUGUGUGUGUUACAAGGGCCACAUUCUGAAACACUUCUGCGCCGUACUUCCAUUACAUGCAAAGAGCUCCACUUGAAGUUACGCGAGUUUUAAGGUGUUUUUUUAUUAUUUUAGUGACACGUUGACAAGAUUUAUGUGUUAUUAACUUGAUAGAAUCUGUUCACAACCCGGCUAGUCAUCUCCUGGCCUUCGAAAAUAAUGGUGGGAAUAAUGGUGAUGAGAGAGUAGAAAGUCUCAAAACACAGGACUACGGAGAGAUAACUAACUAUUCAUGAGACAUCACCAACAACACCAUAACCACUAUACUCUCACUACCAGAAACACCACCAACAUCACCACCACCGCUACCACCAGCCACACGCGCUCCCACGGCCUGACAACUCCCCAGGGCCAAGCCACAGUCCACCACACCACACUGUCUAAUUAAUUCGCCACACGUACAGUACAUGACAGGAAAAAAAAUGGAGAAAGAAAGGAUAGCGAGGUUUGGUUCGGUGUUCUUUGUAAUGUUUGAAAGCGCCUGCGUGUUCGUGGCCGUGUUUCAUUCAAGUUCCAACCGGCCAGUGAACGCUUCGAAGUCUGUGAUGCCAGUGGUUGUCAAAAAAGUCGUUGUUACAUAAAAGAGACGCCAUCAUGCACAACUGACAUAAAUCGCCCUUUUUGCAUCUAAAGCCUCGUGAUACUCUUCUCUUCCCUUUUUUACGUGUAUAAAUAAAUCAAUAAAGCAAACCAGUUCAUUACAUGCAGCUGAUGGCGAUGGCAAGCUACUUCAGGAAAGCAACCGUCCCUUAUCGGCUGCAGUUCAAAUUGAGACACACUCAUGACGAAAAGAAAGUCAACAUCACCACUACUCGCAACACUCCUGCACUCCACACCUUCACUCCUCACACACUGCCGGGCCAGUCACCGCCGCCCCUCACCGUCAGAUCAACACUUCGGUCCCUUUCACGCCACGCCUCUAGUGCCACCGUCUGAAAGGGACCUUACAUUUACCUUUGAAGAUGAACGGCACCAAAAGAAAAACGACUUUCAGCUUGCAGUGAAUUCAGGGGAACGUUUGAUGUUAACCAAGAAAACUUUGAGUCACUACCGGUAGUGACUGAAUGACUGACUGACUGACUGACUGAUUGGCUGACUCAGAGCGCCGCGUAAACAGGAUCAUCAACCACUGACAUACUAAAACAAAAACUAGUCUUAUCAGUAAACCAAUAGAAUGGAGUCAGUACCACUACCUGACUGACUGACUGACUGACUGACUGACUGACUGGUUGGCUGAUUCAGAGCGCCACGGAAACAGGAUCAUCAACCACUGACGCACAAAAAACUAGUCAUAUAUUAGGAAACCAAUAGAACAUAAGAAUCAGUACCAUUAUAUCAACUGACUGACUGACUGACUGACUGGCUGGUUGAUUCAUUUCAGCAAAUUAGGGUAACGUGUCACUUAUUCCCACCACGUCACUCACCCUCUGCCAAACGCGGGAGUCUUGAGUCUUCCCGCACACUACAGGCACCACCACCACCAGCCGGGACUGACUUGAUAACCGAUACGCCAAUACCGCGCCGCAAUGCUCUUACCGGAGGAGCCGAGGGUCUUCAAAGGAUCGGGGAAUGGGGAAAAAACUUCAAUACUCAAUCCCCCGCCUUGCCUUCCCCAGUCCUCCUCCCCCACUGCCUUGCUUCCUCCUCCUCCUCCUACUCCUACUCCUCCUCCUCGUGUUCUCGCCCUCGUCGUCAUCCCAAUCCCGAGUACAAGUUACUUUUUAAAUCACUCGUUACAGAUAAUACGAAAACUUUUAUUAGUAUUGCAAUAACACACACACACACACACACACACACACACACACACACACAGAGUCGCCGAAAUCCGUUACGUAGCGUUUAAGAGUCUUUUUCUCAACACUCCGCGGGCCAACAGGGUUAUCUUAGGCGUCCCAUGUGUCGUGUGCUGCUCCUCCACGCCCUCUGUGUGUGAAAGAUUGGACUUACAACUGUACUCUUGCGUGAAGUUGUCUUGUAACCUUCGCCGUAUUUCCUUCCACUGCGCUCAACGUUUUGUGUUCAUUUUCUAGUCCUCUGAAUCGCUGUCUGUCUUGCUAAACCUGGCGAGACUUACAGGACUACAGAUUAACCCUCUCACUGCGGUAUGUAAUAAUUUCCAGAGCUAAAAGUAAUAUACAGUAUCUUUAUAAGCAUCUGCAAGAAGGAAUGGGGUAAAAAAGAAAGGAUGUUGCAAUUUCCUGAUAAUAUGAUGUUCGGUAGUGGCUGUACUGCAAGAAAAUGUGUCUUAGUAAGGUUUGUAAUCAAGGAAGGUCGUAUUAAACAGUAUGCAGUGAAAGGGUUAGUUAAAGAUUGGAAGAAAAGGAAUUGAUUGAAAGGAAAUGCGAGGUUACUUGAUAAUCGUGUACCUGUGUGUGUGUGUGUGUGUGUGUGUGUGUGUGUGUGUGUGUGUGUGUGUGUGUGUGUGUGUGUGUCAGCUUUGAGGUCCCAAUGCAGUGGAGGAGUGUAGCAGCGCACGUGGCCGCGUUCCAAGGUUCAGUAUGUGUGUGUGUGUGUGUGUGUGUGUGUGUGUGUGUGUGUGUGUGUGUGUGUUUAGGUGGUAAGGUCCCGCGCGAGGCUCUGCAGGUGAUGACAAGCAGGCGACAUUCCCUCACACACAGCGCAGUAACAGCAACAGUCAAGCAGUUAACUAAAGGCAGAUAGGAUGGAAACAUGAAAGGGAUAUGUAGACAAGUUAGCAGUUUGUUGGUGUGUUAAAGAAAGGUUGUGUGCAGAAUAAUAGAUAAUGUGGAAUGCAAUGCUGGAUGUGAACUGUGUGAUGGGUAAACUGACUGACUGACUGAUUGGUUUAUAUUUGAUUGUAACGAUGCUGUCUAUACGAUGUUCACUUGUAAUCUAAUGGACUAGUUGAUUAAUUAACUGAUUCAUUUUUUAAAACCUCAAAACAAUGACGUCAAUACAGCACCAUGCGUCAAAAGUAUUAUUUACAAAAUUGUUAAAAGAAAAUACGAAAUAAGAUUAACUUUCUGUAAAUAAUAUAGAAGUAACUUGACUACAGAACCUUAGAGAAAGACAAAUAUAAAUUACUAAAGCUAAUAAACCUCCAUGUCAUGCUUCUAUAUUGAUUUUCGUUAUUAAAUAUAGAAAAACAAUGAAGCUGAUAUUAAUUGUUACUAUGAUAAUAAUAUUAAUAAUAAUAAUAAUAAUAAUAAUAAUAAUAAUAAUAAUAAUAAUGAUAAUAACAACAAUAGUUUCUGACAUUACCUGCAUUCCCUAUCGGUUCAAAAAUGCAUAACUUUUUACGAGCUAAAAGUUCCACAUUUUUCACCUCCCUCUCCGAAAUUAAUAACUAAAUAAAAUGCCUCAGUACAACAUGAUACUUUUUCCACACUUAUUUUUUUUUUUUUUUUUUUUGCCAGCAAUGAUAUCCUGUAAUUGAACGCCUUUCUUUCUGUUUUCUUUUUUUGCUGUUUUCAUUUGAAUUUUUCUGUACAAAAAUUGAAUCAAUGAAUGGUUAAAAGUCUCGGGUUUUGCAGCUUAACAUUUGGUAAUCACGAUACAAAUAUUUACUGACUGUGUUGCCUAACGGGAAAACUAAACAGAGAGAACCAGGAAUGAGAAGAAAAGAAGAGUUUCACGUCAACACAUCACAAAAUAAGGAGAGGCACAAAUAAAGGAAUGAUAGAUAAAAUAAGAUCAGACCUGACGCAAAUGAAAUGAAAAGUAAGGCAAAGGAAAAGCAAAAAUAUAGAAACUCAUGAAUUUUUAAACAAAGGAAAAGCAAAAAUAUAGAAACUCAUGAAUUUUUAAACAAAGAGAAAGCAAAAAUAUAAAAACUAAUAAAUUCUCCAUAAAGAUUGAGCAAAACUAAACAACUGGAAAUGCUCGUACACUUAACAGAAAUGAAAAAAAAAAAAGAUUAAAGCUGAACAGAGCACAACGUUAUACACAAUGAAAACAAAAGAAAAGCAAAAAAAAAGAAAGAAAAGUUAUGUAGGCAAACUGUACGGUAAACACAAAAGCAAAAAUCAAGACAGGUGCCAUAAAAAUAAAC
Portunus trituberculatus (swimming crab) is the source of this 6087-nucleotide messenger RNA. RefSeq lists its product as uncharacterized. Bases 95 to 940 code for a protein of 281 amino acids. The record is from RefSeq and is a predicted model, not a curated record. NCBI's taxonomy places the organism in Eukaryota, Metazoa, Arthropoda, Malacostraca, Decapoda, Portunidae. The transcript is spliced from 3 exons.